Molecule: messenger RNA, 1868 nt
Organism: Mizuhopecten yessoensis (Yesso scallop)
Lineage: Eukaryota; Metazoa; Mollusca; Bivalvia; Pectinida; Pectinidae
Exons: 3
Coding region: 774-1868 (364 amino acids)
Source: RefSeq, a predicted model, not a curated record
GGGGGGUUUCCUGAAGCCCAAAAAAACCCUCUGGAUCCGCCACUGCAAUGGGUGUUUCAAAGACCAGGGUAGCUCCAAAGAAUAGUUUUAACAGUCUGAUCAGACAAACAUAAAACAUACUGUAUAACAUGAAAUCUUCGUUGUGUAUAAAUAUUCCUGGCUUUCAUGGUUUUUAUUGAACCACAACAAUAAAUACAACGAAUUUGAAUGACAUAACGUAUGCACUGAUUGUUAAUAGAGGACAUCAACGAACGUUUGUACCACGAAACAAUCUAAAUGACUUCAAACCACAAAGGAAAGCACCCACGAACAUUUCGUGUUAUACAGUAUAACUAUUUACUGUAUCUUCUUCAAUCCUCUAUAUUAUUGGCCUUGACAGUUACACAUUUCUUUUGAUAGAAAGGGGGUAUGAUAUCAGGAAUUUUUAAGAGCAUAACCUUCCAGGUAUUUCAAUUUUGUAACAGAUCAAUAAGAUAUGUACAUAGCAAACAACUGUAUUAGUAAUGCUACUGAUGCCAAACACAAUACAAAAUCUGCAAUGUCAAAUCAGACCUGAAAUUACAGACUUGAAAAUCGGCACUUCAAAACAUCAAAUCCAUGGUUUGACAGUUUGUAUUCAAAUAAUUUAAUAUACAUGGACCUUUUAAGUCCCAAAAAUAAUACAAGCACUUUUCCAGACCCCUUCUAAAUCAUACAACUUCUUAUUUUCAAUGCUGUGCAAAUCGUGUUAUAUUGACUAGCAUAUUAUACAAAAUUUAGUUUCAUGUAGUUACAUGUACAAAUGUAGCUACAUAUACUUGAAACAAACCGGUCACUAUUGCAACCAUCACAUACACCCAUGGUACAUGUAUACUAUAUUCAGGUCUCCAACGUUAACCAUCAUAUACCCCAUGGUACAUGUAUACUAUAUUCAGGUCUCCAACCAUCACAUACACCCAUGGUCCAUGUUUACUAUAUUCAGGUCUCCAACCAUCACAUACCCCCAUAGUACAUGUAUACUAUAUUCAAGUCUCCAACCAUCACAUACCCCCAUGGUACAUGUAUCCUAUAUUCAGGUCUCCAACCAUCACAUACCCCAAUGGUACAUGUAUACUAUAUUCAGGUCUCCAACAAUCACAUACCCCCAUGGUACAUGUAUACUGUAUUCAGGUCUCCAACCAUCACAUACCCCCAUGGUCCAUGUAUACUAUAUUCAGGUCUCCAACAAUCACAUACCCCCAUGGUACAUGUAUACUGUAUUCAGGUCUCCAACCAUCACAUACCCCCAUAGUACAUGUAUACUAUCUUCAGGACUCCAACCAUCACAUACACCCAUGGUCCAUGUUUACUAUAUUCAGGUCUCCAACCAUCACAUACACCCAUGGUCCAUGUUUACUAUAUUCAGGUCUCCAACCAUCACAUACACCCAUGGUACAUGUAUACUAUAUUCAGGUCUACAACCAUCACAUACCCCCAUGGUACAUGUAUCCUAUAUUCAGGUCUCCAACCAUCACAUACCCCCAAGGUACAUGUAUACUAUAUUCAGGUCUCCAACGUUAACCAUCAUAUACCCCAUGGUACAUGUAUACUAUAUUCAUGUCUCCAACCAUCAAAUACACCCAUGGUCCAUGUAUACUAUAUUCAGGGCUCCAACCAUCACAUACACCCAUGGUCCAUGUUUACUAUAUUCAGGUCUCCAACCAUCACAUACACCUAUGGUCCAUGUAUACUAUAUUCAGGUCUCCAACGAUCACAUACCCCCAUGGUACAUGUAUACUAUAUUCGGGUCUCCAACCAUCACAUACCCCCAUAGUACAUGUAUACUAUAUUCAGGUCUCCAACAAUCUCAUACCCCCAUGUGUAUCCUGUGUAAACGAGACCCUGGAUAG